CUGCUCAACUGGUGUAAACAGAAUUUCAAUUGUCCUCAUUUACCAGCUCAUAUUUUCUUUUCGUACACUUUCCCAUUCAGUCUCCCUCAAUUUCUUCAUUACUCGUAUACGUCUGUGACCGCACAAUCUCCGCGUUCCUCUCAAUAUGGCCAACCAAAAGUUCAAACUCCUCUGUCUGGAGAACCCACUUCUCGACAUCCAAGGACAAGGUGACGAGGCAAUGCUCCAACAAUACGGCCUCAAACUCGACGACACUCUCCUCGUCGAACCCCACCAGAUGGGCCUCUACGACGACCUGAUCAAGAACCACAAUGCGAAACUCAUCCCGGGAGGGGCGGCCCAGAACACCGCCCGUGGUGCCCAGUACAUGCUCCCACCCAACUCGGUCUUUUACAUUGGUUGCGUCGGCGACGACGAGUACGCAAAGAUUCUCCGUGAAAAGUGCGCCGAACAAGGUCUUCACGUCGAGUACAUGGUCGACACCUCGACGCCCACCGGGAAAUGCGGAGUCGUCAUCACCGGCCACCACCGGACCAUGUGCACCCACCUCGCCGCGGCCAACAACUACAAACUCGAGCACCUCCAACAGCCGCGCAUCUGGUCGAUGGUCGAGUCCACCGACGUCUACUACGUCGGCGGCUACCACCUGACCGUGUGCCCGCCGGCCGCCAUGGCCGUGGCCAAGCACGCCGCCGCCAACAACAAGACCUUCAUGCUCUCCCUGUCGGCCGGCUUCAUCCCCCAGUUCUUCAAGGACCAACUCGCCGAACUCAUGCCCUACACCGACUACGUCUUCGGCAACGAGAACGAGGCCAAGACCUGGGCCGAGUCGCAGGGGAAGAGUGGGAUCAGCAUGGCCGAGUGCGCCAAACUCAUGGCCGAGACACCCAAGGUCAACACCCAAAGACCCCGGAUCGUCAUCGUCACCCAGGGCACCGACCCCACCAUCGUGGCCAUCAAGGGCCAGGACAAAGAAGCCGAGGUCAAGGAGUACCCCGUCCCCGUCAUCGAGAAGGAGCUCAUCAACGACACCAACGGCGCCGGUGACGCCUUCGCCGGUGGCUUCUGCGCCGGCGUCGUCGAGGGUGAUUCUCUGGAGACGUGCAUAAAGAAGGGCCAGUGGUUGGCCAGGCUGGGUCUGCAAGAAUUGGGUCCUUCAUACCCAAUCCCCAAGCAGAGUUUCAAGGCAUAAAGGAUGAUGGCUACCACAUUGAUUUUGUAACACUAAAAGCGUUCUGAUUUUGGUACGAUACGGUCUAUUUCAACAAGACCAGAGGUACUCUUGGCAUGAUACCACGCACGUCCUCCACGACAUGAUGAUGAAGAAGCUGCACUACAAUAUAGAGCCAGGAAGGACCCUUUGCGGCCCAAGAACUUGCAGCAUGAGAGCGUUCACCACAAAUAGAUAGAAAAGAUGAGAUGCAAUAGAUCCAGAUGGCCCAUUGACUUUCACCCUGAAUGUCUACUCUGCAGUUGCAAUAGCAAUAGCACUGGCUCGGUCUCUGUGCUGUGCGAAAAAUUGCUUUCAGAACUGGAGAUUGUUUGGUGGCAUCGGCCAUUCUGGCGACUCAAGAGUGCAGCCACACAACUUGUGACCAGUGCCCAAAUUUCUCAUGUGAUGGGCAGAGUUAAGGCACAUCUUAGCCUCUCCUCGCAAGAUCCUUACUCAUUGACUCGGCUUGAGACUUUUCAUAGUA
Molecule: messenger RNA, 1697 nt
Organism: Exophiala oligosperma
Lineage: Eukaryota; Fungi; Ascomycota; Eurotiomycetes; Chaetothyriales; Herpotrichiellaceae
Exons: 4
Coding region: 146-1192 (348 amino acids)
Biological process (GO): purine ribonucleoside salvage
Cellular component (GO): nucleus; cytosol
Molecular function (GO): adenosine kinase activity
Source: RefSeq, a predicted model, not a curated record